Mastomys coucha (southern multimammate mouse) is the source of this 7096-nucleotide messenger RNA. RefSeq names its product serine/threonine-protein kinase par-1-like. The record is from RefSeq and is a predicted model, not a curated record. Gene Ontology annotation, biological process: microtubule cytoskeleton organization; protein phosphorylation; intracellular signal transduction. The transcript is spliced from 9 exons. Lineage: Eukaryota; Metazoa; Chordata; Mammalia; Rodentia; Muridae. Gene Ontology annotation, molecular function: protein serine/threonine kinase activity; tau-protein kinase activity; ATP binding. Gene Ontology annotation, cellular component: cytoplasm. Bases 853 to 3777 code for a protein of 974 amino acids.
AAAUGUCAACAUAGGACAGAAGAGGGAAGACAUUGGGCCACCAACCUGGGUGGGGUCUUUUCAUGGUUGGCUCAUUAUGAAAACCACUUAGACGUCUACUGUCUCUGUAAUGACAGAAAGACUAAUAGUAACUGUACAGUGAUGUACUGUGUGAGGAUGACACCUCAAAGUGACCGGACCUUCCCACAUGCCCUGUGUCUUCCAGAAACUAUGCUGAGGCAAAACAAAUGCUGACCUUCCCCUGCUCCAUCACUGUAAGAGAGAAACCAUUGUGUGUAAAGUCAGGAGCAUGAACUAGAAACCAACUCCUAUCUGGGAAGGAGUCAUGAGCAUCUGGGGAGGAGCUCCACCCACCAGCCAUCAGAGGUAGCGGAAAAGAAAGUGCAUUGGGAAAACUGUGUGUACCUGAGCCAAGGAGAGAUGACCUUUCAGGAAUUUACUGACAUGAACUUCCCUUUUGGACUCCUCCGUCGGCUCACAUUUGAACAGUUGGUCCACCUUUGGUGACAUUGCUUGAGAAUGUGGUUGAACCUCUAGGAGGUUCAGCCUUGCCUGAGUGGGUUUUUGAGCAUUUAUAGCCUCUGCCACUUCCAGUGUGCCGUGCCCUGCCAUGUGAUUAAGAUGUGCUCUCUUAUCUUCUUGCUCCUGCCACCUGCUACCAUGCCUCACCUGCCAUUGAUGGACUCUCCUCCCUCUGGAAGCCAAAAUAAACUUUACUAUAUGUUGCUUUCAGCCACAGUAUUUUGACAUAACAACAAAAAUGUAACUACUGUAGAUCUGCUUUUGAUUUUUUUAAAUCUAGUAUUGUGAGUCGGUACUGGGAUGGACAAUAACUAACAGGAGGAAGUGGCAAUGCAGCAAGGUCUUAAGGCCGGCUCCUCUGCACGGGAUGUCCUCAUUGGUCCAUACAGGGUCCUCAAGACCCUUGGCACAGGCAACUUUGCUCAGGUGAAACUGGCCGUCCACCUCCACACGGAGGUGCAAGUUGCUCUGAAGACUCUGGAAAAGGAUAAAAAGAAUGCUACUCUGAUUUCAAAUGAGCUAGAGAUCAUGAAAUUAGUAGACCACCCUAAUAUAACCAAAUUGUUCCAUGUCAUGGAAACCACUGAACACAUCUGCCUGGUUAUGGAGUACGCCUCUGGUGGUGAUCUGGCUGGUCGCAUCAUAGAGGUGAGCUACAUUCAUGAAGAGGAGGCCCGACACAUCUUCACACAAAUAGUUUGUGCAGUGAGUUACUGCCAUGAGAAUGGCAUUGCACAUAGGGACAUCAAACCAGAAAACAUUCUGAUGGAUGCAAAUAGAAACAUCAAACUGUGUGACUUUGGUCUGGCCAUCAAGGUUAACACAGCGCAGAAGUCGACGGUGUUCUGUGGCACCCUUCCAUACUGUGCUCCAGAACUUUUCAGCAUCCAAAGCUAUGAUCCUAGGGCACUUGAUAUCUGGAGCAUGGGGGUAGUACUAUACAUCAUGGUGACAAAACACUACCCAUUCAAAGCAACAACAUAUGACAAGAUGAAGGAGGAGAUGCAAGACCCACAUUACUAUAUUCCACCAAAGCUCCCAGCCCUCAUUGCCAACCUCAUUGUGCAGUUGUUCACUAUUGAUCCUAUGCAGAGGCCCAAGAUAGGUGACGUUAUGGAACAUCAGUGGCUACAGGGCAGUGAGGCGUUUUCAAAAAUGAACCUAUCCCAAGAAACACCGACUAGCAAGCCCAACCCCAGUAUCAUGGCAGCGAUGGGGGCCAUGGGCUACAGCCCUGAGGACAUCAGAGACUCUCUAUAUAAACAAAAAUUUAAUAGCAUCAUGGCAACUUACUUAAUUUUAAAACAUCAGUCACCCCGUGGGGACAUUGCUAACCACAAGGUUAAACUCAGGCAGCCCACCAUUGGCAUGAUACCCACAGAUCCCCCCACUGUCCAUCUCUUCCUAAAGAAGAUAGGGAGUGAGCCUGACCAUUCCACUUCUGCCUCUCCAGCAAAAGACCAGUCCCACAACGAUGACAAGCUUGUAAGGAAGGACAGCAAGAAUCACAGCAUGACCAAUGUUCCGUGCUGCCAGAAAAUGAGCCUGCUUCCCCAAACAGCUUCGCAGUGCGGUCCUGUGCAGCAUCACCAGGAGCUUCUCUUGAAUAGUAGCUUGCAGAAGAGAGACGUGGCUUGUAGUGCUGUGUCCUGUGGUCCUGUGCAGAAUGACCGUGAGCAGCUCUUGAACAGCAGCUUGCAGAAGAGAGACAUGGUUUCUAAGGCUGUGUCCUGUGGUCCUGUGCAGCAUGAUGACGAACAGCCCUUGAACAGAGGCUUGCAGAAGAGAGACGUGGCUUGUAGUGCUGUGUCCUGUGGUCCUGUGCAGAAUGACCAUGAGCAGCUCUCGAACAGCAGCUUGCAGAAGAGGGACAUGGUUUCUAAGGCUGUGUCCUGUGGUCCUGUGCAGAAUGACCAUGAGCAGCUCUUGAACAGAGGCUUGCAGAAGAGAAACGUGGCUUGUAGUGCUGUGUCCUGUGGUCCUGUGCAGCAUGAUGAUGAACAGCUCUUGAACAGAGGCUUGCAGAAGAGAGAUGUGGCUUGUAGUGCUGUGUCCUGUGGUCCUGUGCAGAAUGACCAUGCACAACUCCUGAGGAGCAGCUUGCAGAAGAGAAGCACAGCUUCCAGGGCUGUAUCCUAUGGCCCUGUGAAGUAUGAUGAUGAGCAUUCCCUGAGCAGUAGCUUACAGAAAAGAAACACAGCUUCUAGGGUUGUGUCUUAUAGUCCUGUGCAUGAAAACCAUGAGCAGCUCUUGAACAGCAGCCUGCAGAAGAAAGACGUGGUUUCUAAGGCUGGGUCCCGUGGUCCUGUGCAGUAUGAACAUGCACAACUCCUGAGAAGCAGCUUGCAGAAGGGAAGCACAGCUUCCAGUGCUGUAUCCUGUAGUCUUGUCAAGUAUGAUGAUGAGCAACCAAUGAGCAGCAGCAUACAGAAGAGAAACAUGGCUUCUAGGGUCAUGUCUUGUGAUUCUGUGGAAUAUAAUGAUGAGCAGUUCUUGAGCAGCAGCUUGCAGAAGAGAAACAUGCCUGCCAGUGCUGUGUCCUGUGAUCCUGUGGAGUAUGAUAAUGAGCAGCCCCUGAGCAGCAGCUUGCAGAAAAGAGGCAUGGUUUUUAAGGCCAUGUCCUAUGGUCCUGUGCAGUGUGUCCAUGAACAGCUUCUGUGCAGCAGCUUCCAGAAGAAGACAUCAGAGGCUGUGUUCUGUGGUUCUAUGCAGCAUGACCAUGGACAACUCCUAAGCAGCUCCAUGCAGAAGAGAAACAUAGUGGCUUCCAGGGAUGUGUCCUCAGGCACAGCGUCGUCCAUGGGUACUCUUUCUGAGUACCACACCUUCCAGGAGGAUCCCCAGGAUGAAUCCCUGACUAAGUGCAGCUCAUACCUCUCCAAUAUAUCAUCUGUAUGGAGCUCUGAGGAUAUGACUACUACAGAUAGUCAUCACAAGGACAGAAGCUUGUCCUUGCAGGAAACAUCUGAACCAGAUUUUGCCAGUACCUCUCCUCAGAACCUAUGGGGUGGGUGGAAGCAGGUGAAGAGAAGGACAGCGAAGUGUUUAAGGAGAUUAUGCUGCUGUCUGCCAGCCCAAAGGAGAAGCUGCACUUCCCAGAGGAGAGUGGUUCCAGAGGAGGCAGGAGAAAGUGAAGUUACAGAAAACCAGGUGUCAGGGGACAGUGGAGUCACACAAAACCAGGACAUUAAAGAUUCCUGUGUCAGUGGGGUGCAGGAGGAGGUACUGGAAGGCUCUCAUCAUCUUCAACCUUAGAUUCUCCCCAUCUCCUCUGUGCUCUCAAAUUCUGUGAAACCUAGCCAUGAAGCUCAGUCUGAGAUGGCACCUUGUUGAGCUGUCAUGAGAUCCUGUUGGGAUGGAAGUCUCUACAUGAGUGGCAGAGUGCGGGAGACAGGGAGGUUGUACAGCUCUGGAGCACCAGUUCAUCUCUACUGCCAGGAGGUGCAGCAUUGUGUGGUGCUUUCCCAUAAUAGAGUGGUGAGAUGGAGCAAGUGUCAUGGCUAGCUGAAUGAAGAGGGCAUUCUUCAAAAUGGUUCCAAAAUCUUACUGUCCCUGAGCUGUGGUGCAUUCAAGGAGGUGAAACUUGCAUGCCAUGUUCCCACUCAUAAACAAGUAACUGACCUGGAGAAAAGCAACAAACUUGUAUGACAUCACCUCUGAGGUAGAACUCAUUAAAUCAUUGGAAGAUCAUCAGAUUCUUUCACAUGGUUGAUACACCCUUAACCACUUAUAUGAUAAUGAAGUAUGUGCUGGGGAGAAGAACUGGAGAGGUACCUGGGGGAGCUGGCCUGCAUUUAGGAGGAGGCGUAAUAGAUUUUCCAGCAGGUUAUGUCAGUUGUUCACUUCCUCCACCAGAGGAACAUGUCUACCAGAAUAUCAAAUUAGAAAACAUUCUAGUGGAUGUAGCAGGAAAUCCAAAGCUUUGUGACUUUGUUAUGGCAGCUAAACUCACAAAGGGACAGAUGGGGAAGAUGUGUGGUCCCCUGCUCUACCUGACCCCAGAUACCUUGACAGGAAAACAGUGUAAUGGCCUUACAUUUGACACAGAACUUGGACGUCCUUCUUAGUGUCAUGCUCGCAGAUCACUUCCCAUACUUAGAAACAACUCUUUCAGGCAUGCACCAGCUCAUCACCACCACAAUGUAUCAUCUUACUUGUCACUUGUCCAAAACCAGCCAAGUUAUUAUUGCAAGAUUGCUCAUGGUCCUCCCAUCCCCAUGGUAUAUAAUAGUAGGUCAUCUAGUGGAACACACAUGGCUGUGCCACAUCCAAGAACAUGUAUCAAUUGUCUCUAAAGAAAUAAUUUUGAAGACCAUGUGUAUGAUUGGGUGUAUAGUCUGUAGGAAUUCAUGCUAUAUGUAAAACAUAGGUUACAAAAUGAGCUAAAUUCAAUAUAUUGAAACAUCAGUUGACCUGUGGGGAUAGCUAUCUCCUGACUGUGAGGCCCUAUUUAAAUACCCGUGCUUCAGGGCCCCUUUCCUUACCUGCCCUUGAAGAAGAAAGUGAACUUCUUUAUUACCUGAGAAGAAUCACCUGCAUAAGGAUGAUGAAUGAAUGAAGAAGGGCUGCAGAAGGCAUGGCAUGCCCCAUGUAGGUAUCACAGACAAGGAAAGUGAAGCUGUGAAUGUUUGGAGGAUAUUGAAGUUGAUGUGACUUUGGGUGGUACUCUACCUGAUGAGCAGUCCCCACCAGAGUCAGCCUAGGAUGCAACAACCAUAGGGCUAAAUGAAGAGAACAAGAGCUUGUGCCCUGUGAAACCAUCAACAGGGCCAGCCACACCCAGUGACCAGCUCCAGGUUGAACCUAUAGACUCUGGCUCCAAAAUGGCUAGGGGGGAAUGGCUGAAGGGGAAUGAGAAGGUGAAUUAUUUGAAUAUUUACAACACCUUGCUGCUGUCUGCUCAUCCAAAGGUGAGCCAUGAAUACUUGUAAGGAGCUGCAAAGAAAGGAGACGGGAAUGGGGACCACUAGUUUAGGGCAUCAAAAUGCAUGUCUACAUUUUAUUUUAAUGCUUUUUGAUGUCCCUUGCAAAUGACAAAUUAUACUAAUUUAUGGUGUACAAGACUUAAGGUGUCUAUCUUUUUAGAAGGAACAAGUUUACAGUCUCCCUCUCAUGUAGAUUCUUGGAAUGUUGAACCAGAUGUAGAUAGCAGAGCACAGUGACUAGAGGAUGGGAGGGAGGAAGGAGAGUUUUGCAAAGGAGGCAAAGGUUCAGAAGGGGAGGAGUCAAGUUCAGGACUCGGUUACAGCAAGGUGGCUUAGCACUAAGCACUGUCUAUAUCAACACGACUAACAGAGGCCUUUUCGUGUGUCUUCUUUGAAGUGGUGAAGUAGAGAAGACCUGGUGCAGAUGGACAGCCACUGAAGGGAGCCAGGCCAGAGCGUCAGGGUGCUGUGUGCCCAUACACCCAGGGCACAGGCUCCCAUAGCCAUUCUCCUCCAUUAGAUCUCCUCUGUCAGCUCCCCGCUUGCUCAGCCUGGCACUGCUGGCUGAACAGAUAGGAGGUGUCAUGUGAUGUUUGCCUAAUGAAGGCCUACCUCCCCAGCUCCUGCAGAACAUCUACCCUGGAAGCAAGACUGACAGGCCUCCUCUGGUGAUGACUCUUCGUAUCCCAGGGUCCCACAGACACGAUUCCUCAACACAUAUUUGACUGCACUUUGGGAUUGUUUUGGUUCACUGUGCCAAGAUGUUGCCAGAAAACCUCUUUGAAGAAGCUCAGACUUCCCCUUCAUGACUAGCACAGGAUGGUGUGAGAAGCCUCUUGAGUCUGGUUUUCUUUCCUGAAGAUCCUUUCUUGUGUGGUGCUGCUGUCAUAGAGAACCCGAAUUUGGUUCUCAAAGCCCAAAUAGUGAGCUUAAUGUCACUGUUACCUACAGUGAAAGGUCCUGCAAAAUUGUGGUUGAAUUUCAUUGUCUUCUCAUUAGAUGUGUCUGCUGAAGAGUAGGUGGUUGGCUUCAGACUGUGAAGAGUUCACCUUGUGCCACACACACAUCCUCAUCCAGAAUGCAGAAUUCCCUGCAGAACUUCCAGAAAGGAGCUAUCAUGACUUUGACUGUGAUUGGGAAGGGCAGAAGGAUGCUGGAAUUGAGUUCAAAAUUCACAAAGAGCAAGCAAGGUCCUGCACACGCUGGGAAAAAAGGCAGGCAAGCUUAGUCAUUAUGGAGCUUUCUGCUCCACAUUUCUGCUGAGUGGAUAUGUCAACAAACGUCAGCAAGUGGAAUCCUCUGAAAAUCUUAUUCACACAGAAAGGAAGAGGCGAUGUCUCAUUUGCAAACACAAAUGAUCUGGAAGGGGCCCAUACAUCAGGUAUAUGGUCUACUGUAUUCAGCUCCAGUCCCAGGCACACACAGUGCUCUAGUUGGCCACAGCCCACACAUGCCCAGACACAAAAAAAUUAGCCAUCAUGAUCUUUGUUUUUUCAUGGUUUUGUUUCAGGUGUCUUUAGAAAAUGUAUACCUCAGAAGUUAUCGAUUUUUUUAAGAGAGGAAACUAGCUCAUGGUUUUUUAAAUCAUUGUUUUUGUUUCAUCAUAUAUAACUGUGAAACAUUAGGAUAAUAAAAAGCUUCAUCAAUAA